Molecule: messenger RNA, 1534 nt
Organism: Physcomitrium patens
Lineage: Eukaryota; Viridiplantae; Streptophyta; Bryopsida; Funariales; Funariaceae
Biological process (GO): cellular respiration
Cellular component (GO): mitochondrion
Molecular function (GO): ubiquinone binding
Source: RefSeq, a predicted model, not a curated record
UGGAAGACAUGUGCGCUUCACUUUCACCUGCUCCGACGCUCUGCCUGUCCAACUUUGUUUCUACGUUCAACGCCCGUCAGAUUAGUGUUACAUUCAACUCCAGGACGCAAUGAAACCCCUGUGGUUAAUGUCAAUUCUAACUUGACUGCCUCUACAAUUUGGCUUUGACAGCACUUCAUUCUGUUUUGGUUAAGUUUCGAAGUUGGGUGCAAGUGUAACUUGAAUUCGAAGUAUGCUGUCGUGAUCGAGAACUAUUGAGGGGUGGAGUGGGGGUUGCUCUCUGUGGAGGAGAGUUUGGUCGAGUCGAAAAGGAUUUUCUACUUAGAAAGCGAGGUUACAUUGAUUUGGGAGUGAAGUGAAUUGGAAGAGAAAGAUGAUGAGAUCGCCAUCGGGAGUGGGGAGGGCGGCGGUGAGGUCUUUUGGGAAGCUUUUCGAGUAUCAUCGGCAAUACCGCGCUGUAGCUCCACUUGCUCAGCAGAGGAUUGGAGGUGGGGAUGAGACGGUGAACGUUGCCGGAGCUCAGGGCGGUAGAUGGGGGCAAGGAAGGUUGCCGGACGAGGUGAAGUUGAUGCAGCGGAUAUUACCGGCAGCCACUUUUUGGGGUCGUCAAUUGCAACCAGAGCGCGGAUUCUUGGGUAUCGGAGACGGGGAUGAGGACAUUGGAGUCGCAAAGCAUUUCGAAGAGGAUCGUGUUAUCGGGUAUACGCCGGAGCAGGUGUUUGACGUUGUGGCGGGAGUUGAUUUAUAUGAAGAUUUCGUACCCUGGUGCCAGAAGUCAAAAGUUUUAUGGCGUACAGAUGAUAGAAUGGACGCUGAACUGGAGAUCGGAUUUAAGCUUUUUGUAGAAAGAUAUGUAUCUCAUGUUGAGCUCAAGGCUCCGCGCCUCAUUAAGACAACAGUUUCACAAAGUAAUCUUUUUGACUUCUUGAACAAUGAGUGGCAUUUCAAGCCUGGUCCUACUCCAGAAACUUGCCAUCUUUUUUUUGUGGUCGAUUUCCAGUUCAAAUCACCUCUUUAUCGCCGGGUGGCAAACAUGUUUUUCAAUGAAGUGCAAGCUCGCCUUGUUGGUUCGUUUGAAGAACGAUGUAAGGUUGUCUACGGUCCCAGCUUGGAGACUGUCAUGAGGUAGCUCUGAUAAUGCAGGUUUUGAAGUAGUUCAAUUCGCUUUUGAAUGAGUCUUAAAUUUUUCACUGAAGAUUGCGAAGGCUAACGUUUCUGUCACUUCUUAACAUCAUGAGCUUUCUUCAUGCACAUUGCAUGAAGUGAUUUCUGUCCACUAUAAGAAUGGUCAUUUAACAGGCCCCAAUUUCUUACUUUAUUUCGGAUCAGAAUGUGAUAAGGAAUUUAUUUUGUUUCUAUAUCAUUUAUUAAUAGUCUCUGUGUCUUUACUUCUAUUUUAGCUUGUUAUGAAAGGUUCCUAGAUCUGAUGUUCCUACUGUUCCCUAAAGAUUACAGAAUUCUGCAAAGAAAUUGUACUGUGGGGAAAGCAACAUAUUUGUUGUGGUACUCAUCUCUAUUGAAGCACAUUUGUGGA